Molecule: messenger RNA, 2188 nt
Organism: Bombus pyrosoma
Lineage: Eukaryota; Metazoa; Arthropoda; Insecta; Hymenoptera; Apidae
Gene: SpdS
Product: spermidine synthase
Exons: 7
Coding region: 265-1149 (294 amino acids)
Biological process (GO): spermidine biosynthetic process
Cellular component (GO): cytosol
Molecular function (GO): spermidine synthase activity
Source: RefSeq, a predicted model, not a curated record
UAUUACGAUAGUAAAUCAUAAUCGAUAUACAUACAUAAUUUCUUCCGAUCGAUCUAUCGUAUCGUAGAAGUGUCAGUUUUAGGUGGGAAGCACAGGAAGAAGAAGCGUAAACGUUUCAUCUAGAAGUUAUCAGGUUCUUCAUUCGUUCCUCUUCUUCCCGUAACCUGGAAAGGACUUUAACGAUGCUUCAGAGCCAACUUCAACUCGAAUCGUGAAACAAGAACAGAUACUGGUUCGCCAACCGAAACUUGCGUAAGAGAAGAAAUGGAUGCGAUCAAACCUGGAUGGUUCAGUGAAAUUAACAACGAUCUGUGGCCAGGUGUUUCAUUGUCUCUCGAAGUCCUCGAUGUAAUUCAUCGAGAACAAUCGGAGUAUCAAGAGGUGAUGGUGAUCGACACGAAAUCACACGGAAAGACCCUAAUUUUAGACGGUAUCAUACAAUGCACGGAGAAAGACGAAUUUUCGUAUCAGGAGAUGAUCGCAUUUCUACCGUUGUGCAGCCACCCAAAUCCGAAAACUGUGUUAAUAGUUGGAGGUGGUGACGGCGGGGUUGCUCGUGAAGUUGCGAAACAUCCGCUAGUAGAACGAAUCGUACAAGUCGAAAUCGACUCGAAAGUACUAGAGGUAUCCAGAAAGUAUUUGCCUACGAUGGGUGUGGGACUCGAUCAUCCUAAAGUCACCCUUAACGUGGGCGAUGGCUUCCAGUUCUUGCAGCAGCACAGUGGAGAAUUUGACGUUAUAAUUACUGAUAGUAGCGAUCCUAUCGGUCCGGCAGAGUGCCUAUUCCACGAAUCGUACUUCAAUUUAAUGAAAAAUGCGUUGAAACCUGGUGGAAUCGUUUGCAGUCAAGCAGGUACUGCAUGGUUGAAUCUCAGCCAUGUGACACAAACUUUGCAACAUUGUAAGUCCUUAUUUCCGGUUGCAACUUAUGGUAUUGUUUCCGUGCCUACCUACCCCACAGGACAAAUUGGAUUCGUCCUUGGAGGAUUAAACCCUGAAACGAACUUCAAAGAACCGACGAAGGUUUUCAGUCACAGCGAACUCGACGAAAUGAACAUGAAGUAUUAUGACGACGAUGUGCACCGAGCCGCCUUCAUUCUCCCAAGGUUUAUAAUAAAAGCAUUGAACGAGGUCGUCGCUACAAAAUAGUCGUUAAAUCUUUUCUCACAGUUUUUGAUGCACCAUCGCUACAGAUGUGGCGUCGAAAUUAUCAAGAUCUUUUUAUAUCUCUUGAAUUCAUAUUAUCGUGUAUCAUUGUUUACUCAAUUCAAUUCAAUCAAGCUAUCCGCCUGAAAAGUAGACUAAAUAAUUCAAUAAAUUGAAAUAGAAUGUCCUGUUUAAAUCAUACACUUCACACUUUUGUCUUACAUGCACAUGGAAACAUACAUUCUUAAUGAUACAUCAAUGAAAUGUUAGAAAUUCUUUAUUAAUUUCAAUGUAAGUAAAGCUAAUAUAUCUAUAUUUGUAAAUGUUCUGUAGUAAUAUAAUUAUAAUAAAACGAUAUCCAUCAUCGUGAUCAUCUCCUAACUAUAUGUAGCACAUACAUAUGUAGCAGCAUUAUAACUAACGAUAAGAAUAAAUCAAUACUAAUAUAAUGUAAUUAAUAUAAUAUAAUAUAAUAUAAUAUAAUAUAAUAUAAUAAUGUAAUAUGAUAUUACAAUUUGUAACAUUCCACGAUAAAACUUAAUCGAUUGUACUAAAUAUAACGAUUAAAAAUAUCCUGUAUAUAAAUCUGAAUCAUCAAAAACCAAUGAAUACAAAGCUUUAAAAACUAUCGAUUUUUCUCUCUCGUUGCUCUUUGUUUCUUCUUAAUAUAUUAACGGCACAUAUAUAUUUAAUAUAUAAUAUAUGUAGAUAAUCUAUAUAUUGUGUAAUUCCUUCCGUUUAUAUUUAUAUUUAUACAUAUAAUUUCCUAUAUAUCAUGGCACACACCUAUAAGUAUAAUGUAUACGUAUAUAAAAUAAAAACACGAUUGACAAUCGUUCUGAAAAUAUAUAACACUAAAUGCAAUAAUGUAUACAUACAUAUAUAUAUAUCUGUAGAUCCCUUUGCAAGAGUUCGAUAAUACAAAUUUAUCUCUUCGCUUGUUUUUUCUUUUUGAAAACGAUCUUUUUAUACAAAGGGAUUCUUCGUUCAUCUUGUUUCCUUUUUCUUUUUUUUUUCAUUUUUCGUUUUAUAAUUAUACUAU